This is a messenger RNA of Spea bombifrons (plains spadefoot toad), 4205 nucleotides long. RefSeq names its product ADAM metallopeptidase with thrombospondin type 1 motif 19 (gene ADAMTS19). Lineage: Eukaryota; Metazoa; Chordata; Amphibia; Anura; Pelobatidae. The transcript is spliced from 23 exons. The record is from RefSeq and is a predicted model, not a curated record. Gene Ontology annotation, cellular component: extracellular matrix. Bases 525 to 4145 code for a protein of 1206 amino acids. Gene Ontology annotation, biological process: proteolysis; extracellular matrix organization. Gene Ontology annotation, molecular function: metalloendopeptidase activity.
UGCUGCUCCUCUAGCUGUGUGAGGCACACAGAUAAUGUGUGCAGUAUUCUGUACAGCAUGUGCAUGUGUGUAGAGGUUUGAUCUCCCUCUCUCUUUUGUCUCCUCCAUUGCAGCUGCUUUAUAUUUCUCUCUUCCUGCUCAGAAAAGCUUUACUUUCAUCUGGCUUCCAAUUCAAUCCAUAGGGAUCCUUUUUUUUUUGUUUUUUAGUUGGAAGCUACUGUUUGAUUUUUUUUGCUCUCAGGGAAAUUGAUUUGCACCUAUAUUAUAGCACUAAAAAAAGGAAACUCAUUCAUUCUUUCACUGCAGCAGAAAACUUUGAACCCAAAUUAGCCUUUUGUUCCCCCCUUUUCUGACCCCCUUCAAUAAAUCCACACAGUGGAAAACAAGAGAGAAAGGCAAGGUUUUUUUCACUGGGCAGUGAUUCACUAACUUUGCUGGAAAAAAAGCUGGGAAAAAAAGCAACACACAUUGGCAGAUUUAAGACUUCUUCAUCGUCUGCUCCAUGUGUUUAGACCAUUACGUGGAUGGGGCAAGAAAGAGGGAUGGGUCUGAACACCAGCAACUGCCUUCUCUAUCUGUUCUUGAGUAUCCUGUCCUGGAAGAUCUGCACAGGUCUAAUGCACAAUACACAGUGGGACGAAGAAUCUGAAGUUGUAUUUCCCUCUCUCUGGGGUGCUAAAAAACCAAGAGGAAGGGUACCAGAGGAAGAUACGGUAUUAUUACAAUCACCUGCGGUGUACAGAAACCUUAGUAGUGAAGAUCUGUCGUAUUCACAUAACCAAGCACCUGUUAGUUCUCGUGAAGUGCGUUCUGUGUCUUCUUCUGGUACUGCAAGCCACGAUCCUUUGGACCAAGACCAAAAACAUGAUGGAGAAGAAAAUGAGUCUCGAGAGUUUUAUCAUUUAUCACAAUUUCCAUGGAUUUAUGAAGGGAAGAACACAUACACGCCUGCUCCUAGUAUAUCCUCUGCAAUUGUAUCACCUUCCAUGGGUAAAAAUACCACGUCCUCUGUGAAACCAUUAGACAAUGGUGGUAAAUUGAGAUUAAGAAUUCAUGCCUUUGGAAAAGAUCUCUACCUUUUGUUGAAGAAAGAUAGCCGUUUUUUGUCUCCAGGCUUUAAAGUUGAGGAGAGACAUCUGGAAUGGAAGGGAUCAUUAAAUACAGAGGAUACUGAUAGAGACUGUUAUUACACUGGUACUGUUUUACGUCACCGUGGAUCAUUUGCAUCUUUCAGUACUUGUGGUGGACUGAUGGGUUUUAUCCAAAUAAAUGAAGACUUCAUGUACAUUGAGCCUCUAAAUCAAACACUGUCAGUAACAGGCAAUGCACAUCGUGUUUACAGAAAGAAAAGAUCUACAGAAGAGAACUCUGCCGGAAGACAGCCUUCCCAUCAGCCAUACUGUGGGGUUGCAGACAAGAGGAGAACAAAGAAUUAUAAAGCACCAGAAACUAGCCGAGGAAAGAGAUAUUCGUACAAACAGAUGCAAGAGUACAACAUAGAAACCGUGGUGGUUGCUGAUCCAGCCAUGGUCUCUUAUCAUGGCUCAGAAGCAACACGGAAGUUCAUUCUCACUAUUCUAAACAUGGUUUACAGUCUUUUCCAGCACAAAAGCCUUGGUGUGCAAAUGAAUUUACGGGUUACAAAACUGGUUCUUCUUCAUGAAACUCCGGUAGACAUGUACAUAGGGCACCAUGGUGAAAAAAUGCUGGAGAGCUUUUGUAAAUGGCAGCUGGCAGAAUUCGGAAAGAAGAAUGAUGUAAAUAUGGAGAUGUCUACAAGCUGGGGAGAAGAGUAUUCAGCUGUAGAUGCUGCAGUUCUCAUAACAAGGAUGGAUUUUUGUGUCCAUAAGGAUGAACCAUGUGAUACUGUUGGUAUAGCAUAUCUGAAUGGAAUGUGCAGCGAAAAAAGGAAAUGCAUAAUCGCAGAAGACAAUGGACUGAAUCUUGCAUUUACUAUUGCGCAUGAGAUGGGUCACAACAUGGGUAUCAAUCAUGACAAUGACCACCCUUCCUGCGCAGAUGGCCUCCACAUUAUGUCAGGAGAAUGGAUCAAGGGACAAAACCUUGGUGAUGUUUCAUGGUCCAGAUGUAGCCGGGAAGACCUUGAAAGGUUCCUCAGGUCAAAAGCCAGUAACUGUUUGCUGCAAACAAAUCCACAAAGUUUAAGCUCGGUGAUUAUUCCCUCCAAGAUGCCAGGCAUGACAUACACAGCAGAUGAACAAUGUCAGAUUCUGUUUGGACCAACAGCUUCAUUUUGUCAUGAGAUGCAGCAUGUCAUUUGUACAGGACUGUGGUGUAAGUUGGAAGGUGAAAAAGAAUGUAGAACAAAACUGGAUCCACCAAUGGAUGGCACAGAAUGUGGCGUGGAAAAGUGGUGUAGAGUUGGAGAAUGCACAAACCUGUCAUCUUCUGCCGAACAGUUAUCUGGAGAGUGGAGCAGCUGGAGUUCUUGUAGCAGGACCUGCGGCACAGGAGUUAGCAGCAGACAACGUAAAUGCCUUGGGCAAGGUCAGGAAGGAAGACAUUGCAAUGAUCCUCAAAUGCAGUACAGAAUCUGUGAGAAUGCCAAGUGCCCACCAGGAAUGCCGGACUUCAGAGAUUGGCAGUGUCAGGCUUUCAGCUUCCGAUCUUCAUAUCAUAAGCACAAGCACCGAUGGCAUUCUGUCAUUAAUGAAGAAAAGCUUUGUGCCCUUUUCUGUUCUGCACUUGGAAAAGAUCAUCCCAUUCUUGUGGCAGAAAAAGUACUGGAUGGAACGUCUUGUGGUCAAAAUGGCUUGGAUAUUUGUGCAAAUGGACAAUGCCAGAAAGUUGGUUGUGAUGGAAUCUUGGGGUCAUUGUCAAGAGAAGAUCAUUGUGGUGUUUGCAAUGGCAACGGAAAGUCGUGUAAAGUAAUUAAGGGUGACUUCAAUCAUACUAGAGGCGCAGGUUAUGUAGAGGCACUGGUAAUACCCGCUGGGGCAAGAAGAAUCAAAGUUGUUGAAGAAAUGCCGGCUCACAGUUAUCUUGCACUUAGAGACACCGGAAAACAAUCUAUAAAUGAUGAUUGGAAGAUCGAGGACCCUGGAACAUUCCACAUGGCAGGAACUACUGUGCACUACAUACGGAGAGGUCUGUGGGAAAAGAUUUCUGUGAAAGGACCAACAACAUCUCCUCUACAUUUAUUGGUGCUGCUAUUUCAUGACCGGAAUUACGGGCUCCAUUAUGAAUAUACAAUCCCACUCGAUCCUGUUACAGACAACCGUAGUAAUGUUAAAGUGAAUGAACCUUUGUACAUGUGGACACAUUCUGGUUGGGAAGACUGUGACGCUGUAUGUGGAGGAGGAGAAAGGAAAACAACAGUGUCUUGUACAAAAAUUCUGAAUAAAAAUUUAACUAUAGUGGACAAUAAACAUUGUAAGGACCUGACAAGGCCGGAACCACAGAUCAGAAAAUGCAAUGAACAGCCUUGUCAAACAAGAUGGAUGAUGACAGAGUGGACACCAUGUUCUAAAACAUGCGGCAAAGGAACUCAGACUAGACAGACAGCAUGUACACAACAGCUGAGAAACGGGACACUGAUAACGGCUCGUGAACGAGACUGCCCUGGAUAUAAACCUGCUUCUUUCCAGCGUUGUGAGGGCCAGGACUGUAUGACAGUGUGGGAGGCCGGAGUGUGGUCUGAGUGCUCCUUGAAAUGCGGAAAGGGUGUACGUCAUCGUACUGUGAGGUGCACAAAUCCUCGCAAGAAGUGUCUUUUGUCUACAAGACCCAAAGAAAUGGAAGACUGUGAAGAUUAUUCUAAAUGCUACAUAUGGAGGACAGGAGACUGGUCUAAGUGUUCGGUGACUUGUGGAAAAGGAAUGCAAUCAAGAGUAAUUCAAUGCAUGCACAAGAUUACUGGAAGACAUGGAAAUGAAUGCUUUUCAUCUGAGAAACCAGCAGCAUAUCGACCAUGUCAUCUGCAGGCUUGCAAUGAGAAAAUAAAUGUUAAUACAAUUACUUCACCUCGACUUGCUGCUCUAACCUUCAAAUGUCUUCAAGACCAGUGGCCAGUAUAUUGCAAAGUUAUACGUGAGAAAAAUCUCUGCCAGGACAUGAGAUGGUACCAACGGUGCUGUGAAACAUGCAGGGACUUUUAUGCUCAAAAAAUGCAACUCAGGAGUUGACCUUUGUUAGUUUAAGUCUAAAAGAUGUACCUAUAUAAAAAACACACACACAAACACAAA